Molecule: messenger RNA, 792 nt
Organism: Gamsiella multidivaricata
Lineage: Eukaryota; Fungi; Mortierellomycota; Mortierellomycetes; Mortierellales; Mortierellaceae
Exons: 3
Coding region: 1-792 (263 amino acids)
Biological process (GO): transmembrane transport
Cellular component (GO): membrane
Molecular function (GO): ATPase-coupled transmembrane transporter activity
Source: RefSeq, a predicted model, not a curated record
AUGGAUACAGCACCUUAUCAAGAGGCCCUUGAGGCAUGCUGCUUAUUAUCAGACUUUGCGGCGUUGGUUGGUGGCGACGCGAUCGAGAUUGGCGAGUGCGGCAUCAAGCUUUUGGGUGACCAGGGGGCAAAUAUCUCACUGGCGCGUGCUAUCUAUGCUCGUGCGGACAUUUAUCUGUUUGACGAUACUCUUUCGACAGUCGAUGCACAUGUGGAAAAAGGCGAUCUUUACAAGGCGAUCAUGUCCAAGGAACUACUGGCAGGCAAGGCGAAGCUCUUUGUUACACAUCGGAUUCAGUACCUGGCACAGUCGACCACGAUUCUCUUGCUGUGCGAUGGCAAGGUGGUUAGAGCAAGACAGCUUCCAGGAGCUAAGGCAAAGACAGCAGAGGUCUAUCAACUGGUCACUGGGCAUGGAAGCGACAGCAGCAAUAACACAUUGUCGGCCCCUUCGGCUUUGGAUGAAGGCAUAGACGACAGGAUAUCCGUACCCGAAUCGACCUACAAAUUGUUUUCGUGUACGUUUAAGGAGCAGGACGAGAGAGCCGCAGCUUUGUCAGAGACUGAUGAUCUUGCGGUCUUUGUGCGGCCUUUUCUGCUUCCCCUGCUCCAAAAACCAGGCGAAGGCGUCAUGAAGUACAUUGCAAGCAAACUGACCCAAGCACUUAUCUACCUCCGUCGCAUACAGCACUCUACCGCAAGCAAGUCCCACCUGAAAAAGGAUGGACAAAGUGUGUUUUCAGGAAUAUCGUCGUCAUUCCUACCCUCAUCGCCCUCAUCUGCAAAUCGCUAG